Neodiprion fabricii is the source of this 1933-nucleotide messenger RNA. RefSeq names its product myrosinase 1-like. The record is from RefSeq and is a predicted model, not a curated record. Gene Ontology annotation, molecular function: beta-glucosidase activity. Lineage: Eukaryota; Metazoa; Arthropoda; Insecta; Hymenoptera; Diprionidae. The transcript is spliced from 8 exons. The coding region runs from base 105 to 1586 and encodes 493 amino acids. Gene Ontology annotation, biological process: carbohydrate metabolic process.
ACAUUUUAUGAGAGUCGAUGUCCCUUGUGGCAACCUCAGUGGGGGUUUAGCAUUUACGAAUAUAAGUUGCAAAUUACUGAGGAUUGCCAUCCGGGAGUUUCGUCAUGAAGGGGUUCGUGAAUAUUGUUGUCAUCUGUGUGAUACUCAUUUGCAGUAGAGUGCCUGAGGCGCAAGUCACAAAUCUCACAUUUCCCGAGAAUUUCACUCUCGGGUCAGCAACCUCAUCCUACCAGAUAGAAGGAGCGUGGAACAUUAGCGACAAGGGUGAGAACAUCUGGGACUGGUGGACACACAACUAUCCCGAGAAUAUCGCAGAUGGAAGCAACGGGGACAUUGCCUGCAAUUCUUACUACAAUUACAAGGAGGAUGUGCAGAUAAUGAAAGAUAUAGGAUUUGAUUUUUAUCGAUUCUCGAUCAGUUGGUCUCGCGUGCUUCCAAACGGGUUCGCAAAUGAGAUCAGUGAGGAGGGGAUUCAGUAUUACAAAAAUUUGACUGAAGAACUCUUGGCCAACAACAUCGAACCAGUUGUGUCCAUUUAUCACUGGGAUCAUCCGCUGAUCUUGGAAGAGUUGGGAGGAUGGACAAAUGAACUUAUGGUGGAGUGGUUCGCAGAUUAUGCAAGAGUUAUUUUCGAGGAACUUGGACCUCUCGUAAAAACAUUUAUCACGAUCAACGAGCCUUCGGUUUAUUGCUCGAAUGGGUACAACAGCACAAGACAUUCUCCAGGGAAGAUAUUGGAGAACAUGGGGCAUUACAUAUGCAUUCACAACACAUUAAAGGCUCACGCGACAGUCUACCACAUGUACAACGACGAAUUUAGAUCAGAACAACAGGGUCAAAUAGGCCUAACAACUGCUUGCGAUGGAUGGUUCUCUAAUGAUGACAGUAACGCGACUUUGAUCAACCAAGCUUUUCAGUUCAAUUGCGGUUGGGUCGCGCAUCCCCUGUUCGUCGGAGAUUACCCAGAAAUCGUGAAAACAAGAAUAGCUAUGAUCAGCGAACUCGAAGGUUACCCCUUUUCGCGUCUGCCGGAAUUUUCGGAUGAGUGGGUGGAGUACAUCAAUGGAACAGCCGACUUCUUCGGUUUGAAUCACUACACAUCUUACGUCGUAAGUGCUGAUCCAGACGAAGAGUCUGGUAUAUAUAAUAUCGACAGUGGUAUUAUAAAAUCUGUAAAUACGAGCUACCCGCAUGGCAGUCUUUCCUGGAUGUAUGAUACACCCGAAGGAUUCGGCAAUUUACUGCGCAUGAUCAGAGACGAGUACGAUAAUCCCCCAGUUCACGUAUACGAAAAUGGGUACUGCGAUCUUGGAGAGCUGAACGAUUAUGCUCGGAUCACUUACUACAAUGGUUACAUGACGGAGCUAUUAUCGGUCAUUCAGAACGACAGCUGCAAUGUUGUUAGGUAUACCGCUUGGAGUCUACUGGAUAACUUCGAAUGGUCGGAUGGAUAUACAGUAAAUUUCGGUAUCGUCAGUGUGAACUUCACCGAUCCAGAUCGGGCUAGAUCAUCAAAAUUAUCAACAUCCUGGUGGAAAUCAGUCAUGCAGACACGAACGGUUCAAGAUGUUCCUACCAGUGUAUAACACUCACCGUCAAUGAAAUUUUGAAACUACGGACAGUGCACGACCUGCAAUGUCAUCUUUCAACGGCGGCACUUAUUCUCGAAUGCGUCACGUUUGCUUGAAAUAUUUUAUUCAUUUAGACGCAAUUCAAAUUAAAUAAAACUCUGCAUGUUUCCGUUCAGAUGUUUUACCUUAUCUUAAAUGCAGCCGCGAACCGGUAUAAGCCGUAUCAAUAGAACGCACGAAUAAAACUUACAAACCUGUACGGUACAUGUUUUUGUAAUAAUUUCAGCGAGUUGAUGAAGUUUGCAUUCAUUACGACUGGAAAAUAAAGAAUACUUAAUCUAAAACUAGGUUUAAAAUGUAAA